Paramisgurnus dabryanus is the source of this 2101-nucleotide messenger RNA. RefSeq lists its product as uncharacterized. Gene Ontology annotation, molecular function: DNA-binding transcription factor activity, RNA polymerase II-specific; RNA polymerase II cis-regulatory region sequence-specific DNA binding. NCBI's taxonomy places the organism in Eukaryota, Metazoa, Chordata, Actinopteri, Cypriniformes, Cobitidae. Gene Ontology annotation, biological process: regulation of transcription by RNA polymerase II. The record is from RefSeq and is a predicted model, not a curated record.
CAAAGAAGAAGACGUAGUUGUUGGCCAGCUUGAGAAGAUUGUUGUAAUAAAGUGCUUUUUACCAUGUCAAGACGGUGUUAUUUUCACCCCGACUGCAAAUCUCCUAUAUAUGGCCUUCCCAAGGAUGAGAAAAUUAGGAAGCAAUGGUUAAAUUUUAUUUUUAACUCGAGUUCUGAACAUAACAACCCCAACAUAUUUCUCUGUGCUGCGCAUUUUACGGAGGACAGCUUCAUUAAUCGUGAAGAGUACAAUGCUGGUAUCACACAAAUGCUUAUCUUGAAAAAUGAAUCAGUUCCUACUUUAUCAGGACAACCUGAAGGACCAAAACCUGAUGUGGAUUGUUGUGAAUCUUCAGUGUAUUUGACUGAUGGGAGCUCCUCAAAAAGUCUGAAUUCAGUGAGCACCAACCAAGAUCAGCUACUGAUGGACAGACAUCUCGCUGAAGGGACAACCGGUCCAACACAGGAAUCAGAGCUCGAUCUCACUUUACUCUGUUACAGCGAGUCAGACAGCGAUCAGGAGGAUGAAUCUACUGAACAAGAGUCUUAUGAUAUCGUCUGUAAAGCUGAAGAACAGCAGGAGAUCCUGCAGACCACAGUGAAGACGUGUUCAGUCCAACUGGAGGACUGCAGGAACCUGAUGGAGAUAAAAAUAGAAACUAUAAAAGAGGAAUGUGACACUGAGAAUGAUGAAGAUGAGGAUCAUGAUGAUGAUGAUGAUGAUUUUGUUCCCUCGGAUGAGCCUUUAGAUGUCAAUGAAUCUUCUGAUGAAGAAAAACCACACAAGUGUCCAUACUGCAAGAAGAGAUUUUCCGAUGCAAGUCAGGUUAAGUCACAUGUGCUUUUACACACCCAGGAGAAACCGUAUCGAUGCAGCGUUUGUGGAAAAACUUUUAAGUUUUUACGUUCUUUUAAAAAACACGAAUUAACACACAGUGAGGAGAAACCCUUUCCAUGUUCACACUGUGAGAAACGUUUUAGUAAUAAACAUAUGCUAACACAACACGAGAGAGUUCACACCGGAGAGAAACCGUACCUGUGCCAACACUGUGGAAAGAGCUUCUCUAAUAACAAUGGUUUAAAAAUUCAUCAGAGAGUUCACACCGGAGAAAAACCGUAUCAAUGCUCCCAAUGUGAAAAGAGCUUCGCACGUUACCAAGCCUUUAAGCUUCAUCAACGAGUUCACACUGGAGUUAAACCAUACCAGUGUGAUUUUUGUGGGAAGAGUUUCAAUCGGCAGGACAAUUUGGUUACACACGAGAGAGUUCACACUGGAGAGAAACCGUACAUCUGCAAACAAUGUGGGAACGGCUUCUCAAAUACCAGUGCUUUAAAAUUGCAUCAAAGAGUUCACACCGGAGAAAAACCUUAUCAGUGCUCUGAAUGUGAAAAGAGCUUCGCGCAUCCCCGGGGUUAUAAGCUUCACCUGCAAGUUCACACUGGAGUUAAACCUUAUCCGUGUAAUGUUUGUGGAAAGAGUUUCACUCGACGGGACAAUUUAUUGACACAUCAGAGAAUUCAUACGGGAGAAAAACCUUACAAGUGCACUGAAUGUGAUAAGGGAUUUACACAAGCGGUUCUCCUGAGAGCCCAUCAGAAAAAACACCAUGGAGAAAAACCUUAAUAUCUGUAAAGAUAUUCAGUCAUGUAGGACAUUUAAAGACUCAUCAGAAGAAACAUGCUAAAGAACAGACUGAAAAAUUAAUAAAAAAUAAAAAAGGUUACAAACACUAUUUGUAGAAGGCUUUGUAUUUUCUGUACUGUAUUGAAAAUAAUAGCAGAUUUAAUUAAAAAUCAGAUGUAUUUGCUGUGAGACUUUUUUCAACAUUUCUGGUUCUGUGACAUUUAUAAUGUGAUAUUUUCUGUAUUUUUUACAGUUUAUAAAAAUUUUAUUUUAUACAUAUACAUUAUAAAUACAUUAUUUGGUACAGCCAGAAAGUUUUCUUUUCAUAAAUUGAGCAUUAGUUCCUGUAUAUUAAGACAUAAAAGAAAUGUUUUGGCAACGGUCCCUAACUUUAUUCUCAAUUGUAAAUUGAGUCAUUGUAAAUUGUAAAUAAAUAGUUAAUGUUUUGUUGUUAUCUAUCAUUUCUCUAACUAAUAAA